AUGUGUCGACUCUUUGAGAUGUUGGCAUCCAAGAAUAUUGCACCACCAUCCUGGGGACGCUUAUCUGAACAAGCUUACCUUCUUUUUCAUAUUGCUAUCAGGCGAGCAAAAGCGAGGGCUAAGGGCGUCAAACCUGAGGAACUCGAUCAAGAUGAUCUAGGCUCUUAUUCUGGCGAUGACGAAGAUGGAGACGAUCUCGAGAACUGGAAGCGGAGCGCUGUGCCAGAAGAUCUCACACAUACCACGAAGAGACGCAAGACAUACGAGUCUCCGCUCUUGUCCAUGCAAUGUGAUAAACCCACUGCCAUCGAGACUUGGACAGUACCUCAAAUCAAACUGAAAAAUCCACUUGAUGGUCUUACCCUUCCCCAGAAGUCUCCACUGGUGCUGCCAUCAUCAUUCGAGUCUACAACUCCAGUUCUCACAUCUGCUGUUGCCAUCUCCCAACCCAAUGCCCUCGUCGAUGAAUUUUCUGGCAAGUCUCCUGAGGCUCUGGUCAAGACUGUCAUGGUCAUACACCCCCUUGUUGAUACACCCAUACCAAAUGGCCAGCCCACCACUUCAGUCUCCAGCGUUCCCAUUCACAGUGUCACCGAGCCCACCAAAGUGCCAAAGAAAGCCAGCAAGGCGCGUCCCAGCAGUAAGAAGAAUGGGAGGCAACAAGUCAAGAAAGACAGGACUACAGCAGAGUUUCGUAUCUACUGGGACGCACUUGAUACCCAACAGCGCAAUUCUUACGAGUCUGAAGCAGUUCAAUUGGUUUCCUCAAAUGUCUGGGUCAAGAAUACAGUCGGUGCAGUCAUCGAUGGUACUUUGCAUUGA
Molecule: messenger RNA, 822 nt
Organism: Suillus bovinus
Lineage: Eukaryota; Fungi; Basidiomycota; Agaricomycetes; Boletales; Suillaceae
Exons: 7
Coding region: 1-822 (273 amino acids)
Source: RefSeq, a predicted model, not a curated record